Molecule: messenger RNA, 1502 nt
Organism: Cornus florida
Lineage: Eukaryota; Viridiplantae; Streptophyta; Magnoliopsida; Cornales; Cornaceae
Product: UPF0496 protein At1g20180
Exons: 2
Coding region: 200-1366 (388 amino acids)
Source: RefSeq, a predicted model, not a curated record
UGUUUCGUGUUACAAAAGCCAUAACCAAUUAAGGCGGUGAUAACUGCCAACUGGUUUCUUCUUCGAUCUUUUCCACUUAAUUUCUUUCCAACCCAUGCUCAUAUCUAUAUAUAUAUAUAUAUAUAUAGACAAAGACAAGAAUAUUUGGAAAGCUAAGCUUCUUUCAUCAAUCUGCUAUUAACAUAUAUAUGUGUUCAAGAUGAGAAAGAUGCUGUGCUGCAACUUCAAGAGAUCAUCUUCUACUACACCUUCUGUUAUUAGUCGUGAAGAAAAUGUGAAAAGCUUGGUCAACAAUUUAAACAUCAAUGACGAGUAUAAGAAAGCCUUUAGGACAAAGUCUUACAUAGAAAUGUUGAACAAAGUUGAAGGACAGCUUGGAAGAAGAAGUCUUAAUAAGUUGCUCUCAUCGUCUUCCUUAGUCCAUCUCUCCGACACAUUGCUCGAACCGCCUCAAGAAACCCUAGUUGACAUCGUUGCAGGCUCUAACCUCCAUCAUCUCCUCAUUGACUACUUUGAAUCCAGCUUAGAAGCAUGCCAUAUUUGCGAACUACUCCUUCGAAGCGUCCACCAAACCCGCUCUAAUUACCAAAUAAUCAGAAGGGUAAUCAAGCUAACAAAAAGGCUGUAUGAUCGUCGUCGUGAAAAUCCCAAGAACGAUCAGUAUUGUGACGCCAUUUUCGGAGAGCUCUCUUCCUUUGCAUCGCUCAAAAACCCCUUAUCGGUUAUCAGCAUCAAGAAAUUCCGCGACGUACACGACAGGAAUGAUUUCUUGCUUCAAAGGUUGACAUCAAAGCGUAGAAGGGUUCGAAGAAGAGCGAAGAUGACUAGAGGUUUGAAGAAGAUGAUCGUGGGGUUUGGUCUCGUGGUUUCUUACAGCGUUAUUGCGAUUUUGUUGUUAGCGCUUACUGCUGGCCACGGCAUGGUUGGAUUGAUAGCGGCGCCAGCAGUGAUCGGUUAUUCAUUAUGCUCGCUUAAAAAGAAGAGCAAAAUGGCGGGUGAAAUCGGACACUACUUCAAAACAAGCUUCCAAGAGAGACUGGGUGAACAGCUUGAAGUUGCAAAGAAAGGAGUGUACAUAUUGAUGAAUGAUUUCGACACCAUGAGUCAGCUUGUGAGAAGGUUAGAGAACGAGAUGGAACACAGUAAAGAAAUUGCUCAUAUGUGUGUGAGGAAUGGAAAGAGUGAAGUGCUGAAAGAGGUUGUGAGAGAACUUGAGAUCCAUGAAGCUUCUUUUGUGGAGCAGUUGGAAGAACUUGAAGAGCAUUUAUACUUGUGCUUCCUCACUAUAAACAGAUCAAGAACACUAGUUAUACAAGAAAUAUUGAUGCUCCAACCAGAAAAUACAUCAUGCAUGGGGCAAAGCUAGCUGGAGAUCAUGUACACUGACAAUUAUUUUUUAACCUAAGCGUAGUUGAGAUUGAAGUUUUAUAAAAAAUUUCAUGUUUUUUUAACAAGGUUAUGUACAACUCAAAAAUUAAUCCAAAUUUGCUUUAUUUUUACAA